AUGCUGGAGACAGAACAUGACAAGAAUCAAACAAUCUCAAAGUUUCUUCUUCUGGGCCUGCCCAUCAAACCAGAGCAGCAAAACCUGUUCUAUGCCCUGUUCCUGGCCAUGUAUCUUACCACAGUCAUGGAAAACCUCCUCAUUAUCGUCCUUAUUCAACUGGACUCCCACCUCCACACACCCAUGUAUUUGUUUCUCAGCAACUUGUCCUUCUCUGACCUCUGCUUCUCUUCUGUGACCAUUCCCAAGUUGUUGCAGAUCAUGCAGAGCCAAGAUCUAUCUAUUUCCUAUACAGGUUGUCUGACUCAAAUGUAUUUCUUUCUGUUUUUUGGGGACCUGGAGAGCUUCCUCCUUGUAGCCAUGGCCUAUGACCGCUAUGUGGCCAUCUGUUUCCCCCUGCACUACACCAUCAUCAUGAGUCCCAAGCUCUGUCUCUCCCUGGUGGUGCUGUCCUGGGUGCUGACCACGUUCCAUGCCAUGUUGCAUACCUUGCUCAUGGCCAGACUGUGUUUUUGUGCCAACAACGUGAUCCCCCACUUUUUCUGUGAUAUGUCUGCUCUGCUAAAGCUGGCCUGCUCUGACACUCGAGUUAAUGAAUUGGUGAUAUUUAUCAUGGGAGGCCUCAUUAUUGUUAUCCCAUUCCUACUCAUCAUCGUGUCCUAUGUGAGAAUUGUCUCCUCCAUCUUCAAGGUCCCUUCUGCUGGGGGUAUCUGUAAGGCCUUCUCCACCUGUGGUUCCCACCUUGCUGUGGUGUCACUGUUCUUUGGGACAAUUAUUGGUCUCUACUUAUGCCCAUCAGCUGGUAAUUCUACUCUCAAGGACACUGUCAUGUCUAUGAUGUACACUGUGGUGACCCCCAUACUGAACCCCUUCAUCUAUAGCCUGAGGAACAGAGACAUGAAGGGAGCCUUGCAAAGAGUCAUUUGUCAAAAGAAAAUUCCCUUUUCUCUGUGA
This is a messenger RNA of Carlito syrichta (Philippine tarsier), 954 nucleotides long. RefSeq names its product olfactory receptor 1E2-like. Gene Ontology annotation, cellular component: membrane. The transcript has a single exon. Gene Ontology annotation, biological process: G protein-coupled receptor signaling pathway. The record is from RefSeq and is a predicted model, not a curated record. NCBI's taxonomy places the organism in Eukaryota, Metazoa, Chordata, Mammalia, Primates, Tarsiidae. The coding region runs from base 1 to 954 and encodes 317 amino acids. Gene Ontology annotation, molecular function: olfactory receptor activity; G protein-coupled receptor activity.